Molecule: messenger RNA, 1411 nt
Organism: Meleagris gallopavo (turkey)
Lineage: Eukaryota; Metazoa; Chordata; Aves; Galliformes; Phasianidae
Source: RefSeq, a predicted model, not a curated record
AGCAUCUCUUUGAAAUGAUGAAAUUGAGUUCAUACUGUGAACUAAAUAAAAUUUUCUGUUUUUUCCUAGUUGGUUUGGAUGCUGCUGGUAAGACAACUAUCCUUUAUAAGCUGAAACUAGGAGAAAUUGUCACCACAAUUCCCACUAUUGGUUUUAAUGUGGAAACGGUAGAAUACAAAAACAUUUGCUUCACAGUUUGGGAUGUUGGUGGUCAAGAUAAAAUCAGACCUCUUUGGAGGCAUUAUUUCCAAAAUACACAGGGCCUCAUCUUUGUGGUGGAUAGCAAUGAUAGAGAGAGAAUCGAGGAAGCAGCAGAUGAGCUGCAGAAAAUGCUUCAGGAGGAUGAGCUGCGAGAUGCAGUGCUGCUGCUGUUUGCAAACAAGCAAGAUCUGCCAAAUGCCAUGGCAAUCAGCGAGAUGACCGAUAAACUAGGCCUGCAGUCCCUGCGUAACAGAACUUGGUAUGUCCAAGCUACCUGUGCUACGCAAGGAACUGGUCUGUAUGAGGGACUUGACUGGCUCUCAAACGAACUCUCAAAACGCUAACUCAAACUGGAUGACUCUUUCACCAGGGACAUGUUUGAUAUAAGUGGUCUAGGCUUGUUACAACAAAAUUAGUUUGCAUCUUGGUUAUUACAAUAUCUGGAACUGAUCUUUGGGCAGGAUAUUACAGCAUUUCAACUUAUUUUGUUGCCAAUUAUUGUUUACCGAGCUACAUGUUGCAAAGGUAGCAAUAUGCUUGGGUAAAAAUCUCCUUAACUUGGAAAAAGUGUAUCUUCUGAUUCUACUUCCCUUGUUAGCCUAAAUGCCUGAAUAUAGUUAUCGUGACAUCUUCAAGAUCUGUUUUGAAUACUUUUUUUUGAGCCCCAAUAAAUUGUUUUAAUUUUUUCUCCCUGCUACUUUUAGUUUACUGAUGCCCUGUUUCAUUCCUCAGACAGUCUGCUGAUUUAAAAAUGUAGCAUUCCGUAUAUUUAUUUGUCUCCCUUGCCAAAAAGAAUUCCUAAUACUGCUUGUUCCCGCCCAGAAAAUGCUCUAAAACACUAUUCAAAUCCACUGCACUGAGGAACAUUUUAUUAAUCCUUGGGUUCCAUCAGCCCAACUUGCCUUUGUGAGAAUUGGAUUGGAUGGGUAGAAUAGUUCUGUGCUGGCUGCGAAGAGCUCAUGUUGAGGUUGUUUUUAAUAUUCAGCAGAUUGUCUUCCUUUAUAUUGUAUCUUUUUUUUUUUUUAUGUUGCAUGUUGCUUUUUGGUAUCAGCCUGACUAUUUUUGCCCAGUGUAUAAUAGUUCUGCUGAAGUUUUACUGUUUGUUGGUGGACAUAUCUUCAUAAUGAGAUUUUGGAAAAUUCAUCAAACUCAAUGGAUUAGUUUCUUCAUAACCCACUUGGAAUUAUUCCUAAUAAAAUGAUAAAAUGUA